AUGAACAAGGCCGACCACACGAUCGACGGAUAUAAGUACAUCGAAUAUGAAGUUUUUAAAGCAAGAACUGAUGUAUUUACCCUGCGUUGGAAAGGCAGUGAUAAAGGUAGUAUUUGGAAGGGACGGAGAGUGGUCGCGCAGCUAGAUGCAAAGGUAGAUGGGGAAACGGUUGUUGCUAUCGGCGAGUCUGUGAUUAUAGACGAAAAGCAUAUUAAGUGUGUAUACUCUGAAGAAACUCCCUGA
Messenger RNA from Colletotrichum orchidophilum, 243 nucleotides. RefSeq lists its product as uncharacterized. The record is from RefSeq and is a predicted model, not a curated record. The coding region runs from base 1 to 243 and encodes 80 amino acids. The transcript has a single exon. NCBI's taxonomy places the organism in Eukaryota, Fungi, Ascomycota, Sordariomycetes, Glomerellales, Glomerellaceae.